Messenger RNA from Closterium sp. NIES-65, 3516 nucleotides. Lineage: Eukaryota; Viridiplantae; Streptophyta; Zygnematophyceae; Desmidiales; Closteriaceae. The record is from the annotation of a GenBank genome assembly.
AUGUACAUCACCCUCUACUACAUAGUCAACCGGCUCCCUGACUCUCUGCGCGUAGUCAGGGACCACUUCCUCUCAGUUUGCCCCACCACUCUCACCGUUGACCUCCUCGAGAAGGCCCUCCUAGCAGCAGAGAAGAGCAUAGUCGCUGUAGGAGCCUCUUGUGGUGACCCGCGCGCCCCUGUCUUUGAAGGGGUUCGGUCGGCGCUGCAUCUGCCCCGAGCGGGAAACGCCGCACCGGCAAGUGCAAGGGGGGCAAGGGCGCUGGAGGGGCUGGCGGGGGUGGCGGAGGUGGCGGUGGAGGCAGUGGAGGGGGUGGGGGUGGGGGUGGUGGUGGGAGUGGUGGCGGGGGUGGAGGUGUCGGUGGCGGCAGUGGAGGCGGAGGCGGCAGCGGCGAUGGCGGCGGCAGCGGAGGUGGCGGAGGUGGCGGAGGUGGCGGAGGUGGCGGAGGCGGCGGCGGAGGAGGUGGAGCUGGUCGGGGUGGCGCUGCGCAGAGAGUCAGCUCCGGUGGUGCGGGGUGGGGGUACUGGUCCGUGCACCUACGUCCUACGCACCAGCGACCGCGCGGGUGAGCAGUGCGGGGGUGCGCACUCCACCCAGCGCUGCUUUGGCCGCCUGACGGACGCCUGGCGUCACCAGUUCCCUGAGGCCACUGAGAUCCCUCGCUGGGGCGAGCUGUCUAGGGCGGGAGUAGCUAUCUUUGACCUCAACUUUGAUGCUAUUCUUGCUACCAUGUAUGCUCUGACUGUUAGUGAUGAGGGUGACUGUUACUGGUGUUUUCCGCCCGACCCGGGCAUUGAGACUGCUGCUCUAGGUGCUGGUGAGGCUACUGCUCUAGGUGCUAGCGAGGCUGCUGCUCUAGGUGCUGGUACGUCUGCUUCCUCAGGUGCUGGUGAGUCUGCGCUCUCAGGUACUACGUCGGCUUCGGCCUCCCACACCUUCACCCUUGACUCGGGGGCUUCUCGCUCCUUCUUUCGAGACCGCACCACACUCAUGCCGCUUGGUCGGCCAGUUGCAGUCUCUCUGGCAAACCCCUCUGGGGGUCCUGUCCUUGCUCACUUCUCCACUGUCCUCCCGUGUCCGGUGGCCCCCUCUGGCAACCUGUCUGAUCUUUACCUCCCCUCGUUCUCUACGAACUUGGUGAGUGGUGCUGACCUGCAGGAUGCAGGGGUUCACCAGUUCACUCCUGCGAGUCAGCGGGUGACCCACUGCACGGACGCUAGGACAGGCCGACACUUGGCCACGUUAACACGUCGGCCGGGGUCGAGCCUGUACACACUGACCACUACGUCUCCUCCCACGUCGUCUGGUCAGGUAGCUGCAUCGGGUCAGGUGUUUGCCACGUCGUCUGGUCAGGUAGCUGCAGCGUCCAGGUCUGGCAUGGCCUCCCGUGUCCUUGUCUCUGGUCUUCCCCGGUCCCUCCCUCCCCUUCCUCCGGGGCCUGCCCCUGCCUGCGUCCCCUGUGUCAAGGGGCGGCAGCGGGCUGCCCCUCACUCCUCCAAGUUUCCUCUGACAGAGGCCCCGCUGCAGACGCUUCACAUGGACGUGUGGGGCCCAGCCCGCGUCCGUGGACUCGGUCACGAGCGCUACUUCCUGCUGGUGGUUGACGACGUCUCGCGUUACACCACAGUUUUCCCCUUGCGCAGCAAGGGUGAUGUCACUGAGGUGUUGAUCGACUGGAUCUGCGCAGCUCGUCUCCAGCUCAGGCAGAGCUUCGGCUCGGACCUUCCUGUUCUGCGUCUGCACUCUGACAGAGGCGGAGAGUUCUCCUCUGGCCUUCUUCGAGCCUACUGUCGUGCACGAGGCAUCCGCCAGACCUUCACGCUUCCAGAAUCUCCACAGCAAAAUGGGAUUGCUGAGCGCCGCAUUGGCAUGGUCAUGGACGUCGCCCAUCAACCUUCAGCCCAGGGUCUCCAGGCCGGAGACUUCUCGAACUUUGCUGUGGGCGGGAAGGUUGGCGAUGCAUCUGUGUUCCGUGUCUGGGGAUCUCGGGCGUUUGUCCGCGACUUGUCUGCGGACAAGCUGUCCCCUCGUGCUGCUCCCUGCGUCUUCCUUGGCUUCCCCCCUGACGCGCCAGGGUGGCAGUUCUACCACCCCACCUCUCGCCGUGUUCUGUCCUCCCAGGACGUCACGUUUGAUGAGUCGGUCCCCUACUACCGUCUCUUCCCCUACCGCACUCCGUCCCUCCCCCCGCCGCCGCUCUUCCUUGUGCCAGACGCAGUUGAGCCUGUCGAGGUCGUUGGUGACUCUAGUGCUGCUGAGGGUGCUGUGCCUGGGGGUGCUGACUCUGGGGGUGCUGAGCGUGUGGGUGCUAUGCCUGGGGGUGCUGAGACUGAGGGUACUACGACAGGGGGUGCUGAGCCUGGGGGUGCUGAGCCUGGGGGUGCUGAGCCUGGGGGUGCUACGCGUGGAGGUGCUGUCCCUUGCGGUUCUCUGGGUGCUUCGUCUCGGCGGGAGCCACUCUCUCCACAGGAGCUGCGCGAGUGGUUUGCCCGGCGCUGGAGGCGUGCUGCUGGAGCUCGAGGUCCUUCGGCUGCUGAGGGUGCUGGUGCCGCGGGUACCGGAGGUGCUCGUACUGGGAGUACUGGAGCAGCUGGGCCUGCGGGUACUUCUGGAGCUGGAGCUGCUGAGGGUGUUGGCGCUGAGGCUACUGUUGUCGGUCCUGGAGCUGCUGGGGGUGCUACUGGUGCUGCUAGAGGUCCUGGAGCUGGAGGUGCUGCUGGCGCUGGUGCUACCGUUGGGGGUACUUAUGCUGUCCCUGCUGUGUCUAGAGUCGCCGCGCGGCCUCGGCCGUACUUCGUUCCGCUCCUUCAGCAGGUUCUUGGUCUCCCGCCUUCUACUGGUCCUCCUCCUCCUUUAGGGUGUCCACAGCCUGUCCCGUCACAGUUACAGUUACAGCCCGCCUCCCCACUACCUGCUCCUUCUCCCUACACUGGUCCUACUGGAGGUCUUGCUGAGCGUCGUGAGCCUGCGUCUCGCCCUGCGUCGCCUGUCCGUGCUGCUCGCACUAAUGGUCGUGGUUCGCGUCAGCGUCCUCCUCCUGUCCCUGGCACGCACCGGAUGUCCCUGCGUCCGUCCGCUGCUCCUCUGCAUGCCCCUUUGCCUUCUCCUCCUGAGUCCUCUCUUCCUGCUCUUGCCGACCCGGAGUCAGACUCUCUUCGUGCUGCCAAUCCUACUGUCACGCGUCUCCUUGCUACUGUUAUCACUGACCCUUCCUUUGAGUCCACUGCUGCGUCUGCCCUAGUUGCUGAGCUCGUCGACUUUGCUGCUCGCUGUCGUCUAGACUACGCCGCCAGUCUUGUUGCUGAGUCUGAGUCUGUCUGUCCUCCGUCCGUCGGGGGUGAGUGUGCCCUUGGCACGGACGUCCUUGAGGACAGGCAGGAGGAGUUCCAGUGCUUGGCUGCUGCUUCACCUCAUCUCGUGUCCGUACUGCUUACCCCUGAGGGAGACCCGGAUGCACUUGACAUCCCGACUCCGCGCUCUUACGCGGAGGCGAUAGAGGGUCCCUACUCCUCUUAG